Molecule: messenger RNA, 1038 nt
Organism: Durusdinium trenchii
Lineage: Eukaryota; Dinophyceae; Suessiales; Symbiodiniaceae
Source: the annotation of a GenBank genome assembly
CCACAGUGCUGUGGGUUCAAAAGAAAUUGCCUUUGCCUUGGUGUGUACUGAUGCCCUGCCAUGGCAGUUGAUGGGCAAUGCCGUCUGACCUGAUUGGGUUGAAGGAAGGCGAAAAAGAUGACACUCCCGACAAAUGUGUUGGACUUGGUCAAGGAGUUGGUGGAAAUCUUGCCAGGAGCUGUUUGGGCCUACAAACUACCACCAAGGAUACCAGAGGAGGUGCAGCAGGUGCCAAGGAGGAGAAGAAAACCGAGGCUUUGAUCUCUGAGAGGCAAAUCGCUGAGUUCUCCCCUGCCAGCCCACGUUCAGCCCUCACAGGUGCCAUGUUGAGCUACUCUGAGCCCAAGGGGAUGUGGUUCAGUCUGCUCUUGAACGACAUGGGUCCUGUUCCCUCUGAAGACCUGGAGAAGGUCUCCACUCAUCGGUGGACCUUCCAGGGCGCCUCCGAGUUGGCCACGCAGGGGAAGAGCAUUUGCUACUUCAUCCUGUGCUUGCUUGAAAUCCAAAGGAACAUCCAGCUGGACCAGGACGAGGUGCUCAAUGCCAGCCUUCUUGAAGCAUGUAAAACUUUUGUCCGGUGUCAAUGCAGAGAAGGUAAGACCAGCGAGAUGUACCAGGUUCUGACACACUUCAUCAGUAAUUCUCACGUGUUCUUUGAAUGGGAAAAGUUCCUCCUCGACAUUUUCCAAGAUUCACGUGCGCACCAAGAGCGUUUCAUCGUCAUGCACUUGGAGCAAGUGUGGUCCAGAUACAAAAGACUGACAAACAUUUUGGAGAGCAUGUUCGAUUAUUUGGACGACACCUUCGCAUGGCGCCAUCGUUUACCCAAGGUGGGUGAACUGCUUCGAGAUCACAUGAAGAGGAGGUGUUUUUCCUCUCCGCUGGUCACCAAGAAUGAGCUCUUUACCUCACAGGCAGUACGAGAUGAGACCCUGAAACAGGUGAGAUUCGCCAUGGGUUUUGUGCUGUAGACCGUAGAGGGAACGGAGGGACACCGCAGCUGGCCAAGCCACUGUGAGCAACGUUCGGAAGCCGGAA